AUGCCCCCGCUAAACCCCUUCCUGGCCGCCUUCUUCAAGAGCUCCGUCGUCGCCCAGUGCACCCCCGUCCAGCACCAUAUCCUGCUCGUGCCCCUGACGGAUGUCCUCCUCACCCACCGUGACACCGAGAACGGCCUGCCCGCCGCAGAGGCCGUCGCCACGGACGAGUUCCUGACCAGCCAUGUCCUCCGCAUCCCGAGCCCUGAUGCCUCCGCCGCCGGCAAAGACAGAGACGCCCUCGCCCAGAAUCUACGCGACCUGAGAGGCAAGGCCAAGCAGUUCUCCACGCUCAACGGCCGCAGCGUCGUUAUCAAGGAUUCCUUCGUCUACAGCAGCAAGGGCUUCAAGAUCACUACCCAGGCCCAGAUCCUCAACGACGCCACCUGGUACCCCGACGUUUUCGAACCCAGACAAUGGCUGCUAUACUUCAUCUCGAGGCCCCUCGUCGGCACCUGGGACGAGGUCAAGAUCGCCCCGGCACUCCUCAUCCACGGCAUCAGGGAGAUCAGAGCGGCAGAGCAAGGCGGGGAACUGGGCGCCGAGUCGUCGGAAAGCGUCAUGCCUCGCAAAAAGGAUAUUCGGAGCUUCCACGAUCUUCUCAACCACUUCCCCAUGAUUGCUCGGCAGAUGCAGGUCGGCCUCGACAGGCUCUUUCUCGAGUUCACGGCCGUCUUCGAGAAGCCUCUUCCGCCUCCACCGGCCCGUUCCAGCAGCCUCGGCUUGACCAACGGCAACGAGUCUCGCGCCAGUCUGCCCGUGACGGAGAACUUUUAUGCCGAAGACGACGAGGAUGUCAUGAGGGCGGCGCUUGAGACGGCCGUCACAGCGGCCAUAGACCUCUUUCAAGGCGUCGACAAGCAACAGCUGUCCCUGCUGGGCGCCACCACCGACCUGACUGGUCCGCUUGUCGAGAAGCUGAUUGAGCGCUACGUCACCGAGAAUGUUCACCAUUUGCUCUUUCCAAAGCUCAGCCUCCUGAAACGCCCUGAAGACCUGGAACUCGAGUCCAAGAUCAGGCAGAUGGAAUUUAUCGACAUUUCGCAGCUAGGUAUCGCCAUCGACGGCGGCUCGCGGGCCAAGCACGACCUCCUCAUCCAGCUUGGGCCCGUCACAGAGGAGUUCAAGAAGAUCGCCUGCGCCCGCAGCCCGGGCGAGAUGAUGGACACGCUGCUGUCGACCACCAAGACGGUCUCACACCUGACUCGCAUUUCCAAGACGCAGGGCAACGGCGAGGAGCCGACGUCGGAGAAGACCAUCAUGACGGUCAACGCCGACACCCUCGUUUCGCUUUUGCUGUACGUCGUCAUCCGGUCGCAGGUCCGCAACCUCCAAGCAAGGAUCACCUACGUCAGAAACUUCAUUUUCGUCGACGACGUGGAGAGCGGGGAGAUGGGUUAUGCCUUGAGCACUUUUGAAGCCGUGCUGGCAUAUCUGGUCAUGGACUCGGCCGGCUUGCGCAAGGCCAGCAGACGAAACAGGGCGCUGUGGGAGGCGACCAAGAAGGGAAACCUGGAUGACUUGAGAAAUAUUAUGGAACCAAGCACCUGCGCCAUUGAGGAUGCCGACGAUGACGACAAGGACGGAGGGGACAUGGACGACGGCGGGAUGCGGGUGAAAUUCGGAGCAGACCAGCACUCCUCGUCCAACAUGUGGACGUUGACGAAUGGCUCGCCCAGAAUGACCUCACUACCCGCGACGGCUGCAGACCGAUUCUCGCACGGCUCUGGCCUGAGCCACGUAUUUCCUUUUCAGGCCAAGGGCGAUUACGGGGCAGAUCUCCUUCCAGCAAAGAGGAUCAAGAGGGUCGCCAUGGACACGAGGAGCCUGUCGAGCGAAUCUGAAUUCUCCUUUCACUCCCGCACGGCGAGCAUUGGCACCAUUGGGAGCGCGCUCGAGGGGGACAUAUCGGUGGAGAGGCUGGCUCAGACGAGCGACCCGUUUGGCGAAUCAGUGCUCAUGAUGGCGGUCCAGAACGAGCGGCCAGCCUCUCUCAGAUAUCUGCUGGCCCUCUCCGGCUAUUAUCCGCUGGACGUGAUUUUGCAAGACAUGAAUAACGAGGACACGACGCUUCUCAGCGCAGCCAUCCAACUGGGCCAUACACAGCUGAUAGACGUGAUCCUAGAUCACGUCGUCUCGCUGGCCACGUGCGAACAACUUACCCAUUACUUGUUUGAGCAGGACAUUUGGGGCCGCAGCGUCGGCCACUAUCUCUUCCACGCACCGUACCUGAUCAGCCGGAUCGGCCGCUUCAUACCAUGGCGCCAGCGAGAUAAGAAUGGCCAGACGCCACUGUUUGCGCUGUGCCGAUCCUACGACCACGCCGACUACCACAACAUGGUCGAGACUGGCCUGAGAGUCGCGCAAGAGGCACAGGGUGACGGGCAGCCGCUGCACGUCGACGACCACGUCGACGGCAAAGGGAACACUCUGCUGCACAUCAUCAACGACGCGAGACUGGCCAUGAGGAUCCUGCAUUCCUGCGACGUGGAAGUGAACGCGACCAACGACAAGCGGUUCACGGCGCUCAUGGUGGCGAGCAAGUACGGGCGGUACGACAUGGUGAGGUGUCUCUUUGCGGACCCGCGCGUGGACGUGGCGGCGAGAGAGCUGCGAGGCCUCACGGCGGUGGAGCUGGCCAAAGACGACGACGUGCGGAACAAGAUUGACGACCUGGGGCUAUUUAGCAUGCCGGCCGGGCGGGACGGACGCAUCACGGGUGUUGUGCGGGCGUAUUUCGUCGAGGACGGGAGCGUGCGGCUCGUGCUCAAGUCGGCGGCGCCGACGGACCACGACAGCUACACGGUGACGACGAGCCGGCGGUCACUGGCCGAGUUUGAGCGGCUGGCCCAUCUCCUGGCGCAGGAGCACCCGGCGUCGUGGAUACCACCCAUGGCGGACACGCGGUCGCCGUUCCAGCUCCCGACGAAGCCGUCACGGGCGCUCUUGCGGCACAUCCAGGCCAGGGCAGACUGGUUCUUGAGAAUAAUGCUGAACCACCCGACGCUGUCGACGCACGAGAUGCUGUGGGAAUUUUUCCUGGUGCCGGAACUGCAGCUGGACGCGAUGGAGCAGCGGACGAGGCUCAAGGUGGAAACCCGGACGGAGAAGAUCAAGGAGGAGUACGAGCCGGUCGAGGACGUGAGGGAGGUGGAGCAGUUUGCGAACCAUGCCAAAGACAUGGUGAGGAGCGUGGGCUAUUCGACCAAGAGCGUUACGAGGAGGGCCAACGGCGUCGAGCUCGCGUCAUCCGAUUUGCACGAUUCCCUGGUUCUCCUUCACAGGCAGGUGGCGGCGGUUGAGUUUCUUCCCACGUCGCACGUUGUUGCGCUCGAGGCGUACGUCAGGGCCAUGGCACCGACUCAGUCGAGCCCGCAGACGGUGUUGCAUACCGCGCUGUUGGCAAUGCAGUCGACGGUGCAGGCUCUCCUAAUGUCGCUGUCACGACCGGCGACGCUGAUCAACAGGAUCUGGGCGGCGAAGAGAGAGGCGGACAGGAACGAGAACGCGGCGGGGCGGUCAUCGCGAUGGCCGCUUGGUCUUUUGGACGAGACGAGACAAAGGCUGCAGGAUGGCAAAGAGCUGCGGGCACGCAAGUCGCGCGAAGAGGCCGAGUACGCGUCGCGGGAGCUGCGGCACACGCAGCAGACGGUGGCGGCGGAGCUGGCGGGAUGGCAGGACAUGCACGAGAAGAUGGGACGAAGCGCGAUGCGGGAGUUUGCGAGGGGCAUGGCGGUGCAGGAGCGGAUGAGGCUAGACGGGAUGAUGCGAGCGCUGAGGAGGGUCAGAGGGGGCGGAGUGGGGGCGGACAAGCAGGCAGCGGCCGGGGCCGUCUCGGGAGCACAGGGACAAGGUGGCUGA
Messenger RNA from Hirsutella rhossiliensis, 3858 nucleotides. Its product is annotated as vacuolar sorting protein 9 (VPS9) domain-containing protein. Gene Ontology annotation, molecular function: guanyl-nucleotide exchange factor activity; phosphatidylinositol binding; SNARE binding. The record is from RefSeq and is a predicted model, not a curated record. Lineage: Eukaryota; Fungi; Ascomycota; Sordariomycetes; Hypocreales; Ophiocordycipitaceae. The transcript has 4 exons. The coding region runs from base 1 to 3858 and encodes 1285 amino acids. Gene Ontology annotation, biological process: early endosome to late endosome transport. Gene Ontology annotation, cellular component: late endosome; tubular endosome; early endosome.